UCGUGCAAGUAGAACUUAGCGUGCGUGGUGCUUCAAAGGCAUUUGCCGCUGUAUUACAUCCAUUCCAUGUUAUGUGACAGAGCAAACCGUUUUCAUGUUGCGUUAAAGCUGUGUGAUGGUCAAUUUUUAAGGGUGUUCUACAUAGAUUAGUUAGUAUUUCCUGACAGUUCAAGUCGAGUAGCUAGCUGAACGCUAAGAAAGCCAGCAAGUAUGAACAAACACGAAUUGAGUAGUUAAAGCGAAAGGCUAUCAGAGAGACUAUGUUUUACAAUAAAUGUCUUCAAGGUGUUAACUAGAUACGUGAUGUCAGCUUGUUGACAUGGACACUGGAAUCAUACUAUAUAACAAUCUGAGAGAUGUGGCAUGGAGUACGACCUCUCUUCCUCUAGACCGACUUGUGAAUGUUUACAGACUGCCACAGAUUGUGAAACUGGACAGUGGGGAACCAAUGGAUGGUCUGCGAGACAAUGAUUAUCUUUUGAUUCAUUCUAGUCGUCAAUGGACAACAAUUACUGCGCACAGUCUAGAGGAGGGCCAUUAUGUCAUUGGACCCAAAAUAGAAAUCCCAGUUCAUUAUGAAGGUCAAUUUAAGCUGCUAGAACAGGACAGAGACAUGAAGGAGCCAGUUCAGUACUUCAACAGUGUGGAGGAGGUUGCUAAGGCAUUUCCUGAACGUGUCUAUGUCAUGGAGGAUAUCAUAUUCAAUGUUAAGGUGGCUUCUGGUGAAUGCAAUGAGGAUACUGAAGUUUAUAAUAUAACAUUGAACACAGGGGAUGAGCUAACUUUAAUGGGACAGGCAGAAAUUUUAUAUGCCAAAAACGCUAAGGAAAAGUCCAGACUUAACACAAUAUUCAAGAAGAUUGGAAAGUUAAACUCCAUGGGCAAACUAGGCCAUGGCAAGAUGCCAUGCUUAAUCUGCAUGAAUCACAGAACCAAUGAGAGUGUAAGCCUACCUUUUCAGUGCAAAGGACGCUUCAGCACACGCAGCCCUUUGGAGCUACAGAUGCAGGAGGGGGAGCACACCAUUCGUAGCAUUGUGGAGAAGACGCGCCUGCCUGUCAAUGUCACCGUGCCGAGCGCCCCACCCAGAAACCAGCACGACCAUCACUUGAUUCGAGAGGGUCACCGCUAUAAGCUUGUUAAUAUUCAGACUAAGACGGUAGUGGUUUGCUGUGUGCUGCGCAGCAACAAGAUCAUCCCCAUCCACUUCCCCCUUCACUUAGCCAUGCCUAAGUUUAUCAUUCCCGAAGGCCUCCUGCAGAAUGAGCUGAUUUUGGACACCAUUGUACACCGCUGGUUCAGCUUCUGCGAGGAGCAGUUUGACAUUGAUGAUUAUUCACGUGCUGUGCGGGAUGUAAAGUCAGAUUGGAAUGAGGAUGCUAAAAGUCCCAAGAAAACCACCAACAAUGGGAGCAGCAGCAGCAGUUGUCCUGUGCAUAAUCAUGUUCCCAGUUCCCUCACCUAUGCCCGGGAUGAGCUAACCCAGUCCUUCCACAGACUUUCAGUGUGUGUGUAUGGGAACAACCUGCAUGGAAACAGUGAGGUCAACUUGCAGGGAUAUAAGAGCUUGUGUGGAGACUGGGGAGAACUCCCACAUGACUCUGUACACUCUGUGUCCAUUGACAGUGAUGGUCUGUUCCCUGAAUUGGCACAGGACCCAGGCCAAUCUGCAGGCUUCAAGUCAGAUUUUCACUAUGAAGAGCUGUGGUUAGACCAUGGUAUGCAUCGAUUACCCAGGGAGGACACUACCUCAGCCAUGGAAAAGAGCAAGUGUGAUGGUAAUGGCGGUAGAACUGCCACUCUACACUACCCUGCAACAAGCAUGUCAGGCUCAAUCAUGAUCUCUGAAAUCUGUCUACCUCCACCUCCAGUGCCUCCAAAGUCUGAUGCUGUGAAAGCAGAAUGCAGACUUCUGAAUGCCCCUCCCGUCCCUCCACGGAGCUCCAGACCCACCUCAAAUUCUGUUCCAAAUUCAGCAAUCAAGCAGCACCAGCAACAACAAACACGCUGUCCUAGCCCCACACUUUCAUACUACUCUUCAGGGCUUCACAAUAUGGGACUCACUGAAAUUGAGAACAGAGUGUCAGAUGAACAAAACCAGAUGUGCUACCCCUGUAAAUGGCUGGUACCUGAUGCUGCUGAUGCAACCUUGUCACCUUUCAGGAGUCCUACAUUUGAAAGAAUUUCUUCCAGACUGUCGUGGCCAAAUGAAUUUUGUGGAGGAAAUUCUUACGGGAUUGAUGAGUUUUUAUCAGCUCAAUGUCGAAGCUAUUACAGCUAUCCUCGGCAAAAAACAUCAGGCGCACAGAUUGGUUAUUCUACUACAGUAUUUGAGAAUGAGGGGCGGGGAAAGACUUUUACGUCAUCGAAGCACUGUGAGUCCUUUAGCAUUGACCCAAUCAGCACAACCAAAUAUGGGGAAAUGUACAGAGACAAUUUGUUAACAGAACAGAGCAUAAAUCAGUGUCUGCCACCAAGAGUACAGAAUUUGGAUGAUGAAGUUUCAAAUGUGACAUUGAUGACAGUAGAUGUUGAUGGGAUAGAAGAGGUAACUCAGAAAUCUUCAGUGGACCAAAAAGAUAACGCAGUCAACUCCAUCGAGCUGCAUCUUCAACUUAUGCCACAAUUGUGUAGCUCACCAUGGCAGCCACCCACCAAUCUCUCUGGACUGUCAGUCGAAGAGGUAUCCAAGUCUUUGAGGUUUAUAGGGCUAUCUGAGGACAUUGUGUCAUUGUUUGUAAUAGAAAAAAUUGAUGGCAAUUUACUUCUGCAACUCACAGAGGAGAUUCUGUCUGAAGAUUUUAAACUAAGCAAGCUCCAAGUGAAGAAGCUUAUGCAAUUUAUUAAUGGCUGGAGGCCAAAAAUGUAACCUGCCCAUGACUUUGUGUCCACUGCUAAUAUGAUAUUGACCCAUUGUUGAUACAGUUGAUAUGAUAUGCAGUGCUGUCAUUUGUAUUGCAAUAGUCAUGUUUUUGUUUUACUAACAGUGUGUGUGCAACAGGGGUGUUUAUUUGCUACAUUCUAAUAUAAUGAAAACGUACUCUUCAGAUAUCUUGUAGGUACAUGUUGA
Megalops cyprinoides (Indo-Pacific tarpon) is the source of this 3070-nucleotide messenger RNA. RefSeq names its product GRB2 associated, regulator of MAPK1 (gene garem1). The transcript has 6 exons. The coding region runs from base 320 to 2869 and encodes 849 amino acids. Gene Ontology annotation, molecular function: proline-rich region binding. Gene Ontology annotation, biological process: epidermal growth factor receptor signaling pathway; cellular response to epidermal growth factor stimulus. The record is from RefSeq and is a predicted model, not a curated record. Lineage: Eukaryota; Metazoa; Chordata; Actinopteri; Elopiformes; Megalopidae.